GUCUUCAAUUUAUCAAUGAUCUCGCUCGUACAACACUCAGUAACGCUCUCACCAUGAAGCGAAUCGCACUAUUUCUUGCACUGGGAUUUAUUUUAAUCAAGGCACAAAACUUAGAAUAUUUAGACCCUGUAAAACUGCAGACCAGAACAACACCACAAAUACAACAAGAAGCUGCGUUGGAAACUAUCGGAAAAUUUACAAAUAAUAAAGAUUUUGUGACAGUGGAAGUGAUUCCUACAUUAUUCAAGGGAAGUAAAGAUGCUUUCACGCUAAAAACGACUCAAGACCAACUACAUAUACGUGCAAGUUCCGGUCUAGCUGCUGUUUGGGGAUUUCAUCAUUUUUUAAAGAAAUACACUAACAGCCAUGUAGGAUGGCAAGUAACGAACAUUAAUAUACCUACUCCACUACCUGAAGUUGAAGAUUUGGUUAUUUCAAAUGACAGAUUUAGAUAUUACCAGAAUGUAUGCACUGCGUCUUAUAGUUUUGUUUGGUGGAACAUUGAUCAAUGGAUGGAGCAUUUAAGAUGGAUGGCCUUGAACGGUAUCAAUUUGGCAUUAGCUCCUGUAGCUCAGGAAGCGACUUGGGCGAAAAUUUAUCGUCAGCUCGGUAUGACUGAAGACGAAAUCAAUCAACACUUCACUGGACCAGCAUUUCUCUCAUGGCUCAGAAUGGGCAAUUUCCAUGGAUGGGGAGGACCUCUGUUAAAAUCUUGGCACGAUAACCAGAAAUAUAUUCAGGAUUCUGUUAUAGACUACAUGUACAAACUUGGUAUGAUUCCUGUAUUUCCAGCUUUCAAUGGACACGUUCCACGGGCAUUCGCUCGCAUUUAUCCCAAUGUAACCUUCUAUACAGUUGAACCUUGGAGCAAAUUUAACAGUGAUUACUGCUGUGGUCUUUUUGUGAAUCCAACUGACCCUCUCUUUAAAAGAUUAGGGAAAAUGUUCUUGGCUGAAACAACAGCAUUGCUACCCAGUCACAUAUAUCACUCUGAUCCUUUUAAUGAAAUAAGGGUUCAACCAUGGUCGACGUCAUUAGUAGAAAACACAGCAAAAGCAAUUUUUUCUACAAUGCUAGAAUUUGAUGCAAAUGCGGUGUGGCUUUUACAAAACUGGAUGUUUGUUUAUGAUUCUAUUGCGUGGUCUUUGAAGAGGGUAAAAACUUUCCUUACAACUGUGCCAAAUGGUCGAUUACUAGUCUUGGACUUGCAGUCUGAACAAUGGCCACAAUAUGAUCUUUAUCAGAUGUACUACAAUCAACCUUUCAUAUGGUGCAUGUUGCAUAACUUUGGAGGAACAUUAGGAAUGUUCGGUAACACACAAACUAUUAACAAUGAUGUUUAUGAAGUGAGAUCACGAAUGAACAGCACCAUGAUUGGCAUAGGCCUUACACCAGAAGGCAUAAAUCAAAAUUAUGUAGUCUAUGACUUGAUGCUAGAGUCUGCUUGGCGGAAACAACCAGUACCUGAUAUGGAGGAAUGGGUGGCCAAAUAUGCCGAAAGAAGAUAUGGUUGCAAUGCUACAUUUACAGCCUGGAAGUACUUACUUCGAAGUGUCUACAGCUUCAACGGCCUAAACCGCAUGCGUGGUAAAUAUGUAGUUACAAGAAGACCUAGUUUUAAAAUACAUCCAUGGGCUUGGUAUAAGAGUAAAGAUUUAUUCAAAGCAUUUGAGGAGUUUGUUUAUGUUACGGAUAACAAUUGCUUGAAUAGUGCAGGCUACGUUCAUGAUUUGGUAGACCUAACGAGACAAGCGCUACAGUACCGGGCUGAACAAAUCUAUACGAACUUAGUGCUUGACAGACUGUCAAAUACUUGGGUCUUCAACGCAACUAUAAACCAAUUUCUAGACGCAAUGUUUGAUAUGGAGAGAAUAUUGACAGCAAACGAACACUUCACUGCUGGCGGCUGGUUGGAUGGAGCAAAGCGUUUGGCUAAUAACGACGACGAGACAUAUUUAUAUCAAUUGAAUUCUAGAAAUCAAAUAACCCUCUGGGGUCCGAAUGGAGAAAUUUCUGAUUAUGCUUGCAAACAGUGGGCUGAAUUAUUCCAUUAUUAUUACAUUCCAAGAUGGUCCAUGUUUCUUAAUGCUGCACUUGUUGCAAAAACGCGGAACGAAAUUUUUGACGAGAAAAGAACGCAGAAUAUAAUAAAAGCCACUGUAGAAAAGCAGUUCCAAUUUGUUAACAUUGAUUCUUUGCCGAAUUACGGUGAUGCAAAGACAUUGGCAGUUUCUUUGUUUCAGAAAUGGUCUAAUAUUCCAGGUCUAGAUGAUCUACCCUUUAAUAUCAUAACAUCAGAUUCUCCGAAAAGGACUACCUUGUCUGAUGUUUCUGAUGAUGAUGAUAGAGAGAUAAUUGAUACACCUACAGUCACAUUACUGCAUUCGACAACUCCUUUAGUUUAGAAUUAAGUAUCCUGUUGCAUGAUUUAUUAUAGUAUAUAAUGUAAAUAGAGACUGAAUUCAAUGUACUAAUGUAAUAAAAUUAUAUCUU
This is a messenger RNA of Hyposmocoma kahamanoa, 2493 nucleotides long. It is a transcript of the gene Naglu, whose product is annotated as alpha-N-acetylglucosaminidase-like. The record is from RefSeq and is a predicted model, not a curated record. Bases 54 to 2405 code for a protein of 783 amino acids. Lineage: Eukaryota; Metazoa; Arthropoda; Insecta; Lepidoptera; Cosmopterigidae. The transcript has a single exon.